AUGGCCGUCUAUGCAGACGACGUGGCACUCUGGUCCACUGCCCCCAGCUACAGAAGGCAACGUAUGGUAUGCGCUCUCCAGCGAGCCCUGACAAAUGCAGUGUAUCGUCUCCACCAACUGGGCUUGGCAAUAUCAGCCGAAAAAACGAUUGCGCUGUGCUACUCUCCAAAGAGGCCAAGCAAGUUCAUGCCCACACUACGCAUUAGGGACACUCCAGUGAAACUGGCGAAAACGGCCACAUAUCUUGGCGUCACGUUGGACUCGAGGCUAUCCUGGGGCCCAGCAAUGAGGGAAGUGCUUCAAAAGAUGCGAACCCAUACAAACAUCCUCCGGAUGGUCAGCGGAACUACUUGGGGAACCUCAUCUAACAUGAUGCUGCAACUGUAUAGGGGGCUCAUCCUGGCCCGCCCAUUGUACGCCCUACUUUUCGCCACACUCAGUCUCAACCAGCUCAAAAACUUUGAACAAGCGCAACGCGUGGCACUCAGGAUUUGCCUUGGAGUUCCCCGCACAGCCUCGUCUCUACAUACGCUCACAGAAUCCAGGAUUAACUUUGUAGAGAACAUCAUGCAAGAACGGGCGCUGGGUCAUCUGACUCGAAUGAGCAACUGCGACUCGACCAUCACGCUCCUAAUGAGGAUCGCCCAGCGGGCUGAAUCAAGACUAGGAAUGCACCUCUGCAUUCUUGGUGACAUAGCUGGCACACCAGGACCACUCGCUCCACUCUCAGAGCUGCACAAAGAUCCCCACCCCCUGCGUACCAGCCUUCAUAUCCCUGGACUGCGGUCCAAGAAGAACGUAGCAGUGGUUGUAGCAAGGCAGCUCACGGAAGAUCACUUAGUUACCCAGUACGAUGGGUGGACCCGAGUGUACACCGACGGAUCAGUGGACCCCACCGGAGGCACAGCAACGGCAGCGGCUUUCUUCGAGGCAGCAGCUGUGGGUACCAGUGAGCGCCUGGAUCACCAGGCAUCCUCCACCACGGCAGAGCUAGCAGCCAUACGGCUCGCACUCUGGGGUAUUCGGACAGGCUGCACACAGGCCUUAUGCUGGGUCAUCCUGAGCGACUCAAGAUCAGCCCUCGAGCUGCUAUCUAGGCUCCAACGGGCAACGCCCCUGGCCCUUUCAAUCGCGCAGGAUGCAGUCGAGCUUCAGCAAGAAGGCAACGACAUUGCCUUCCAAUGGCUCCCGAGCGACUGUGGCAUUAGAGGCAAUGAAGUCGUUGAUUUUCUAGCGGUGCGGGCUCACAAGGACCCCGAGUGCCCGCUUUCAACCGUUCCCCGCUUCUCAGACGCCAAGCUCCUUGUGAGAAGAGCCAUCGCCCUACAGCACCCGGACCCUGUUGUGGUGGCGGGUACCUUCCCAGCUCGGGUACCGCGCGGCUUCGACCGCCAAACUGCCGCAGUAAUACACAGAUUACGGACCGGAAGCGCCUUCACCCCGGCGUGCAUAAGUCGCUUCAGACUCAAUGUUGACCCCAUAUGCCAGACCUGCGAGGAAACGGCCGACGCCGAACAUCUCCUUCUGCACUGCAGUGAUCACGAAGAGGAGCGCACCAACCUCCGUGAUGCUUUUUCCCGCCUAGGGCUACCUAGUACCAACUUGGAAGAACUCCUGCGUCCAAGAGCCUCACGAGCUACUACGGACAAGGCACUCAAGAGUGUCGUCAGCUUCCUAAGGAGCGCGGAGCUCCUCGAGAUACUGAUCCCUCACAACUGUGGCAGAAGUGACAACACCAACCACGGCAGCAACAACAGGAACGACAACCAAAGCAACAAUAUCAUCCACAACAAUGAAGACAAAAAAUCCAACAACAAAGAUGCCAGCCAGAAGCACCACCAGAGCGACCACAGCUGUCACAACAAGAACGACCAGGGGAAUAACAACAACAACGACAACAAAAAGGACAACAAGAGCGACAAUGAUUGCAACAAAAGCGACAACAACAACAUCAGGAAGAGCGACAACGAAAAGCACAAAUAG
Ixodes scapularis (black-legged tick) is the source of this 1983-nucleotide messenger RNA. RefSeq lists its product as uncharacterized. The record is from RefSeq and is a predicted model, not a curated record. Bases 1 to 1983 code for a protein of 660 amino acids. NCBI's taxonomy places the organism in Eukaryota, Metazoa, Arthropoda, Arachnida, Ixodida, Ixodidae. Gene Ontology annotation, molecular function: RNA-DNA hybrid ribonuclease activity; nucleic acid binding. The transcript is spliced from 2 exons.